AUGGCUGGGCAACCAGACCAGGGCGACCUGAGCCCCGGGUCUCGCUCCCAAUCUGCCCACGGGAGCGCCCAGACGUACGUCGAAGGCCAGCAGUCUCCCUCUGUCCACGCCGACACCAAGAAGGAAUCGAAGGACCGGACCAAUAACAACGACAAUGACGACGACGACAACGACGACGACCAAGAUGACUCGUCAGAGAACAACAGCACCCACGAGAUGGAGCGGCGGCUCAGCAUGGUGCAGCAGCUGGCCCGUCAGUACACGCACACCUCGGGCAUCGACAUCCAGGGCCAGCCCGACUCCAUCUUUGGGAACAACGACCCCGAGUCGCCGCUCAACCCCAUGAGCAGCAAGUUCAACGGCCGAACCUGGGCCAAGACGGUGGCCAAGUACGCGACGGAGCACGGAUCCGGGUUUCGGCGCAGCGGCAUCUCGUUUCGCAACAUGAACGUCUACGGAUACGGGACGGAGACGGACUUCCAGAAGGAUGUCGGAAACGUGUGGCUGUCGAUUCCGGAUCUCGCUCGGCAGGCGCUGAGCAAGACGGGCGGACGGAGGCGGAUCGAUAUCCUGAGGAACCUCGACGGCGUCAUCAAGUCGGGCGAGAUGCUCGUCGUGUUGGGGCCGCCUGGCGCAGGAUGCUCGACGUUUCUCAAGUCGAUUGCGGGCGAGACCAACGGCAUCUACAUCGAUGCCGAGACGCAGUUCAACUACCAGGGCAUCAGCGCAAAGGAGAUGCAUACCCAGCAUAGGGGCGAAGCCAUCUACACGGCCGAAGUCGACGUGCACUUCCCGAUGCUGUCGGUUGGCGACACGCUCGCCUUUGCGGCCAUGGCGAGAUGCCCCCGGAACCUCCCUGCCGGCGUCUCUCGCGACCAGUUUGCGGCUCACUACCGAGACGUCGUGAUGGCCAUGUACGGCAUCAGCCACACAGUCAACACGCGCGUCGGGAACGAGUACAUCCGCGGCGUGUCUGGCGGAGAGCGGAAGCGGGUGACGAUUGCCGAGGCCUCGCUGUCAAACGCUCCUCUGCAGUGCUGGGACAACUCGACUCGCGGCUUGGAUUCGGCAAACGCCAUCGAAUUCUGCAAGACGCUUCGCCUCCAGUCCGACACCUUUGGCCAGACGAGUGCCGUGUCCAUCUAUCAGGCGCCGCAGAGCGCGUAUGAUGUCUUUGACAAGGUCCUCGUGCUGUAUGAAGGAAGACAGAUCUUCUUUGGUCCCACCGGCAAAGCCAAGGACUAUUUCCUCAACCUCGGCUUCGAAUGUCCGGCGCGUCAGACCGUUCCUGAUUUUCUCACGUCCAUGACGGCGCCGACGGAACGAAUCGUUCGCGCUGGGUGGGAGAGCCGGGCGCCUCGAACCCCUGACGAGUUCGCAACGUGCUGGAAGAACAGCGACGACUACAAGGCGCUGCAGGCCGAGAUCGAGGCCUAUAACCAGGAGCAUCCCAUUGGCGGUGCCGACGCCGAGGCCUUUCGCCAGCACAAGAAGAUGACCCAGGCCAAGGGCCAGCGCGUCAAGUCGCCCUACACGCUCUCGUACUCGCAGCAGAUCAGGCUCUGCCUGUGGCGAGGCUGGCGACGGUUGAUUGGAGACCCCAGCCUGACCAUUUUCGCGUGGCUGUCCAACACGGCCCUGGCGCUCAUCAUCUCGUCGCUGUUCUACAACCUGCAGCCGACGACGGGCAGCUUCUACGGACGCGCGGCGGCUCUCUAUGUGGCGAUCCUGUCGAAUGCCUUUUCGAGCGCGCUCGAGAUCCUGACGCAGUAUGCGCAGAGGCCGAUUGUCGAGAAGCACUCGCGGUAUGGCUUCCAUCAGCCGUCUGCCGAGGCGUUUUCGUCGGUGCUGUGCGACAUGCCGUACAAGAUUGGAAACGCCAUCUGCUACAACCUGGUGCUGUAUUUCAUGGCCAACUUGAAUCGAACCGCUGGGAACUUCUUUUACUUUCUCUUUGUGGUGUUUCUGAUGGUGCUGGCCAUGUCUGGCGUCUUUCGAUCCAUAGCCGCCCUGUCGCGCACGCUCUCGCAAGCCAUGGUCCCCGCCUCGCUGCUCAUCCUCGCCAUGGUCAUCUUCACCGGCUUCGUCAUCCCCGUCGACUACAUGCUGGGCUGGUGCCGCUGGAUCAACUACCUCGACCCCGUGGCCUACGGCUUCGAGGCCCUCAUGAUCAACGAGUUCAGCGGCCGCCGCUUCGAGUGCAACGCCUUUGUCCCCAGCGCCCUCGUCCCCGGAUACGAGAACGUCACGGCCGAUCACCGCGCCUGCACCGCCGUCGGGUCCGUCCCGGGGCAGGACUUUGUCAGCGGCGACGCCUACAUCAACUCGCAGUACCGGUAUUUCCACUCGCACAAGUGGCGCAACGUCGGCAUCCUGAUUGCCUUUGUGCUCUUCAACCACUUUGUGUACUUUGUUGCUACGGACCUCAUCCAGGCGAAGAAGUCCAAGGGCGAGGUCCUCGUCUUCCGCCGCGGCCAGCUCCUGUCCUCCUCGACGACACCCAAGAAGAGCGACACCGAGUCGUCGCUAUCAGGCCCCAUCCCCGUCGUCGAAAAGGGCGCAAACACUCCUCUGGAGCAGAGCGACGCCAUGAUUCAGGCCUCGACCAGCGUCUUCCACUGGAGCAACGUCUGCUACGAUAUCAAGAUCAAGGGCGAACCGCGCCGCAUCCUCGACCACGUCGACGGCUGGGUCAAGCCUGGCACCCUCACAGCUCUCAUGGGCGUGUCUGGCGCCGGUAAAACGACGCUGCUCGACUGUCUGGCCGACCGCAUCUCCAUGGGCGUCAUCACAGGCGAGAUGCUGGUCGACGGCAAGAUCAGGGACAACUCGUUCCAGCGCAAGACGGGCUACGUGCAGCAGCAGGAUCUCCAUCUCGAGACGACGACGGUCCGCGAGGCGCUCGAGUUCAGCGCUCUGCUGCGACAGCCCGCGACCACGCCGAGGGCCGAGAAGCUGGCGUAUGUCGACGAGGUCAUCAAGCUGCUGGACAUGCAGGAGUAUGCGGAUGCCGUCGUCGGCGUGCUGGGCGAGGGGCUGAAUGUUGAACAACGGAAGAGACUCACGAUUGGCGUCGAACUCGCGGCAAAGCCACCGCUCCUCCUGUUCGUCGACGAGCCGACCUCGGGCCUCGAUUCGCAGACGUCCUGGGCCAUCCUCGACCUGCUGGAAAAGCUCUCCAAGGCCGGCCAGUCGAUCCUCUGCACCAUCCACCAACCGUCCGCGAUGCUGUUCCAACGCUUCGACCGGCUCCUGUUCCUCGCAAAGGGAGGACGAACUGUCUACUUUGGUGACAUUGGUGAAAACUCGUCCGUCAUGACGUCGUAUUUCGAGCGACACGGCGCCCCCAAGUGUUCCCCUGGCGAGAACCCUGCCGAAUGGAUGCUGCAGGCCAUCGGGGCUGCCCCUGGAUCGACAACGGAGGUGGACUGGCACCAGGCCUGGCUCGACAGCAAGGAAUAUCAGGAAGUCCAGGCUGAGCUCCAGCGCCUCAAGGACGAAGGAAACAGCACCGCCAACAGCCACCACGACGCCAACGACAAGGCCUCGUACGCCGAGUUCGCGGCGCCCUUCUGGUCCCAGUUCCUCAUCGUCACGCAGCGCGUCUUCCAGCAGAUCUGGCGCACGCCGUCAUACAUCUACUCCAAGUUCUUCCUCUGCCUCUUCGUCUCGCUCUUCAUCGGCCUCGUGUUCCUCAACGCCCCGCUCAGCAUCCAGGGCCUGCAGAACCAAAUGUUUGCCAUCUUCAACAUCCUGACCAUCUUUGGGCAGCUCGUGCAGCAGCAGAUGCCGCACUUUGUGACGCAGCGCUCGCUCUACGAGGUCCGCGAACGGCCCUCCAAGACGUACAGCUGGAAGAUCUUCAUGCUGUCCCAGGUCGUCGCCGAGAUCCCGUGGAACACGCUCAUGUCCGUCGUCAUGUUCGUCUGCGUCUACUACCCGGUCGGCUUCAACAAGAACGCCGUGCCGGCCGACCAGGUCACCGAGCGAGGCGGCCUCAUGUGGCUGCUGUUCUGGCAGUUCCUCAUCUUCACGUGCACCUUUGCCCACGCCUGCAUCGCCAUCACCGACACCGCCGAGGCCGGCGGCAACCUGGCCAACAUCCUCUUCAUGAUGUGCCUCAUCUUCUGCGGCGUCCUGGCCAGCCCCGACAGCAUGCCCGGCUUCUGGAUCUUCAUGUACCGCGUCUCGCCCUUUACCUACUGGGUCUCUGCCGUCUUGUCGACCGGCCUGGCCAACACGCACGUCACCUGUUCCAAUGUCGAGCUCGUCCACCUCGACCCUCCUUCAGGUCAGACCUGCGGCGAGUUCCUCGACAACUUCAUCUCUGCCGCGGGAGGCUAUCUCCAGGACAGCAACGCCACCUCCGACUGCAGCUACUGCCCGAUUGCCGACACAAACGUCUUCCUCGCGAGCGUCAGCUCGAGCUACUCCCACAGAUGGCGCGACUUUGGCAUUGGAAUGGCGUACAUUGCGUUUAACAUUGCGGCGUCGCUGUUCUUGUACUGGCUGGUGAGGAUGCCCAAGAAAUGGGGAAAGAAGAAGGAGUAA
Trichoderma reesei QM6a is the source of this 4551-nucleotide messenger RNA. RefSeq lists its product as uncharacterized. Gene Ontology annotation, biological process: transmembrane transport. The record is from RefSeq and is a predicted model, not a curated record. Gene Ontology annotation, molecular function: ABC-type transporter activity; ATP binding; ATP hydrolysis activity. Bases 1 to 4551 code for a protein of 1516 amino acids. NCBI's taxonomy places the organism in Eukaryota, Fungi, Ascomycota, Sordariomycetes, Hypocreales, Hypocreaceae. Gene Ontology annotation, cellular component: membrane. The transcript has 2 exons.